AUGGAACGGAAAAAGGAAAGCAGUUCGAAACGUCAGAUAUUAACCGCUUUGGUUGCAACAAUACCAACCUUCACAUAUGGAAUCCAGAUCGGCUGGCUGUCUCCAAUGGGACCGCUUCUAAGGUCUAAAUCAACGCCCGCGCGGGACCCCUUGACAGACAAUGACAUCUCGUGGAUGGCGGCCGCACUACCUCUAGCCGCCAUUUGUGGGAUACCGUUCUUCAGUCACGCGUCUGAUCGAUUUGGACGAAAGAUCUGUGUUAUUCUAGUUUCUAUAUUGUCUUGUAUAUCCUGGACGAUAAAACUGACAGCAAUUUUCCCAUCAGCAUUAAUAUCAGCGAGGGUGAUAGCUGGUCUCGCAGCGGGCGGCUGUUUCGUUGUAGUUCCUGUUUACCUUAAAGAGAUUUCGGAAGACACUCUUCGAGGGGCUUUGGGGUCUUUGAACAUGACUAUGUGUAAACUUGGAGUGAUAUUUGUAUAUGCCAUUGGAAUGGCGACCUCGUAUCGAGUGAACCAAGGAGUCUACCUCGCCGUGGCGGCUGUCCAUGUGAUUGUCUUCUGUUUUAUGCCAGAAUCUCCCAACUAUCUUUUGAAGAUCGGCGAGGAAAAGAAAGCAGCUAAAACAAUAUCCUGGCUGCGCAGUCUUAACAAGGACCACAACCAGGUCGUGGAGGAGCUGCUGAAGCUGAAGGAUGAACAGCGGCAGUUCGAGGAGACCACCCGGGUCUCACUGCUCAGUGUGGUACGCGACCGUACGACAUUCUCGGCGCUUCGGAUGACGCUGAUGCUGAUGGCGAUGCAGACGCUAUCAGGGUGCUUCGCCCUAAUGAACUACGCGGCCGACGUGUUCCAUAGAGCGGGCACACAGUGGAGCCCUAACACGUUGGCAUUGGCUGUCGGCUCCCUGCAGCUCGCUGGGUCGUUCUUCACUACGAUAUCCAUUGAAAAGUUUGGACGAAAGAUUCCUCUGGCCUGCAGUUCACUAGUCGUGUCAAUAUGUAUGACGACCUUAGCCACCUGUUUCCUUCUCGGCACGGGCGUGGUGAGCUGGUUGCCAGUGGUAGCCGUGUGUCUCUGUAUCCUGGCUUACGGAGCCGGUCUGGCACCAGUUCCCAUGGUCAUCAUGGCUGAAGUAUUUCCUUUCCAGGUGCGAGCACGGAUGGCAGGAGCAUCAAUGGCGUUUUCCUUCUUUUGCAGUUCGAUGACCGUUCUGUUCUACACGCCCAUUGCGAACCAGUUUGGAGCCUACGUAGUAUUUUAUACCUUCGCAGCUGUAACACUAUUCGGAGUCCUCUACACUAUCCUAUGGGUGCCAGAAACCAAAGGGAAAAGCUUAGAAGAAAUACAAAAAUAUUGGAAAAAGACUGAGCCAGUAUUUGUGUGA
This is a messenger RNA of Spodoptera littoralis (African cotton leafworm), 1383 nucleotides long. NCBI's taxonomy places the organism in Eukaryota, Metazoa, Arthropoda, Insecta, Lepidoptera, Noctuidae. The record is from the annotation of a GenBank genome assembly.